UAUCAAAGUUGGACUAACAACACUUUCCUUCACCUACCAUUCUCACACCGCCCGUUCUUCUCCGUCCUUCCAUUUAUUAAGUACUCUUUCAAUUCACACGCAAUUGUCCAUAGAGUCUCUUUGCAUUCUUUAGCUUCACAACAGAAAUAAAGAAGAUUAAAAAGAAAAAGAAAUUAUCUUUUUUUCUAUCUCUUUGUUUCAAGUUCUUCGCCUACGGUUUCAACUCCUAAUGGCUGACUUGGAUCACUCCUCUAGUGAUGAUGUCUCUGUUGAUUCUAGAGGGGAUGAAAAUAUGAAAAUUUUUCUGGGUUUUUGUUUUCCGUUAUCAGAGGAAUCCAGCCAAGAUUCUAAGCUUGAAUUCUCUGAAGAUGAAGAAACCCUUAUUACUAGGAUGUACAAUCUGGUUGGUGAGAGGUGGUCUCUAAUUGCUGGAAGAAUUCCUGGAAGAACAGCAGAGGAAAUUGAGAAGUACUGGAAUUCAAGAUACUCUACAAGUCAAUAAAAAUAAUUUUAAAAAAAGCCCAAAAAGAUCUCAACGGUGCUGCCUUAUUAUUUAUAUAGGGUUAUUAGAGCAGCAAAAUUUUGGAUGAUUGUGGCAAAAUUGGGAGGACUUUGCAGGCUUUCUUUGGCUAGAAAGAAAAGAGAAGAAAAUGAAGUAUGGGGUUUUUAUGGUAAUAUAUGUUUGUAGAAUGAUUCUUCAUUUUGGUAAUGUUGUUUAUGUUUGGGAGCUUUUGGCUUCUGUUGUGGUGAUUGUAAAUGUUUGCGGAAUUAUUUUUACAAAGUCCGGUAGGGAAUAUUAUGCUAUUAUAUUCACAUCA
Hevea brasiliensis (rubber tree) is the source of this 818-nucleotide messenger RNA. RefSeq names its product MYB-like transcription factor ETC1. Gene Ontology annotation, cellular component: nucleus. NCBI's taxonomy places the organism in Eukaryota, Viridiplantae, Streptophyta, Magnoliopsida, Malpighiales, Euphorbiaceae. The transcript has 4 exons. Bases 230 to 502 code for a protein of 90 amino acids. Gene Ontology annotation, biological process: cell differentiation. Gene Ontology annotation, molecular function: transcription cis-regulatory region binding. The record is from RefSeq and is a predicted model, not a curated record.